Prinia subflava (tawny-flanked prinia) is the source of this 1536-nucleotide messenger RNA. It is a transcript of the gene ZNF277, whose product is annotated as zinc finger protein 277. Bases 57 to 1370 code for a protein of 437 amino acids. The record is from RefSeq and is a predicted model, not a curated record. The transcript has 12 exons. NCBI's taxonomy places the organism in Eukaryota, Metazoa, Chordata, Aves, Passeriformes, Cisticolidae.
CUCCCGGGGCCGCCCCGCGCCGGGGCGGGCGGAGCGGCAGCGGCAGCGGCGGAGGCAUGGCCGCGUCCCGCGGGGCUGCGGGGCCGCCGGCGCGGGCAGAUCCUGAGUGUAUUUUGGAGCCUCUGUCUCUGCCAGAAAGUCCAGGUGGUGUUGAUGCAGUCGAAAGUUCUCCCUAUGUGCCUUGUAUUUUCUGCAAAGAGUGCUAUGUCUUAGCAGAACAAGACCAGCUCCUGAAGCACAUGAUUAUUGAACACAAGCUCGUCAUAGCAGAUGUGAAACUGGUUGCAGAUUUUAGAAGCUACAUCUUGUACUGGAAGAGGAGGUUUGCAGAACAGCCUAUCACAGACUUUUGUAGUGUGAUAAGAACAAAUUCAAAAGCUCCAUUAGAGGAACAGGACAAUUAUUUUCUUCUAUGUGAUGUUUUACCAGAAGACAGAUUACUUAGAGAACAGCUUCAGCAAAAGAGACUGAGAGAAAUUCUAGAACAGCAACAACAAGAGAGAUAUGACACAAGUUUUCAUAGUAUGUGUAUGUUCUGUGAUCAAGAAUUCACAGGAAACAGGUCUGUUCUUCUCAAUCAUAUGGCAAGAGAGCAUGCCUUUAACAUUGGGCUACCAGAUAACAUUGUGAACUGCUAUGAGUUUUUGGAUGUCUUACAGGGGAAGCUUGACAACUUGCAGUGUUUAUACUGUGAAAAAGUCUUCAGAGACAAAAACACACUUAAAGAUCACAUGAGGAAGAAGCAGCAUCGCAGAAUCAAUGCCAAAAAUAAAGAAUAUGACAAAUUUUAUAUCAUUAAUUACUUGGAAUUUGGAAAAUCCUGGGAGGAAGUGCAGUCAGAGGAUGACCGGGAAUUACUAGAUAACCUAGAAGAAGAUUGGUCUGACUGGGAAGAGCAUCCUGUGUGUGCAGUUUGCCUGUUUUGUGAACAACAAGCAGACACCACAGAAAAACUGUAUCUUCACAUGCAGAAAUCACAUGGAUUUCACUUUCCUAAAAUAAAGUCAGAGCAUGGUCUGAGCUUCUAUCAGCAAGUAAAGCUAGUGAAUUUCAUCAGAAGAGAAAUCCAUCAUUGUCGUUGUUACAACUGCCAGGAGAAAUUUGAAUCCAAAGGAGAAUUGAUAAGUCAUAUGGAAGAGACCAAACACAUUGCAUUCCUGCCAGCCAGGUCUACAUGGGAUCAACCACAGUAUUAUUUUCCUACCUAUGAAAAUGAUACACUUCUGUGUACAUUGUCAGACAGUGAAGAUGCAAAAACUGAGGAUCAAAGUGAAGAAGUGCCUGUUCUAAGUGAAGACAUAUCCAGUCUAAAAGCUCUCAAACAGAGCAGUGUGUUAAACCAGCUUCUGUGUAAAGAGAACAAGAGUUAGGAGAAAUUUUGACCUGGAAAUACAGUGGCUGACCUUUAGUGCUUUUUCUGUAAGACAAAAAAAAUUUACAUUAUUCAAUACUAUUGGAAUACAGUUAAGCUCACAAAUGUCAUUAUCACUGGACAAAUAUUAGAAAGUGAAUGCUAAAUAAAAAUUGAAGUGUUAA